Populus nigra (black poplar) is the source of this 1595-nucleotide messenger RNA. RefSeq lists its product as uncharacterized. The record is from RefSeq and is a predicted model, not a curated record. The transcript has 3 exons. Bases 1 to 711 code for a protein of 236 amino acids. NCBI's taxonomy places the organism in Eukaryota, Viridiplantae, Streptophyta, Magnoliopsida, Malpighiales, Salicaceae.
AUGAGUCGUUGUCGUUUUCUUCGGAUUACAAAUGCAGUGGAAGCUCAUAAUCCAUAUUUCAAACAAAGGAUAACUACUCUUAGUGUUCUUGGUUUAUCUUGCCUUCAAAAGGUAACUGCAGCUCACAGAAUACUUGCAUAUGUUAUUGCUGCAAAUUUUAUUGAUGAAUAUCUUCAAAUUGGAGAAACUACUGCGAUAGAGAGUCUUAGAGCUUUCGUCAAAGUAAUCGUAAAAGUUUUUGGUGAUUGGUAUCUAAGGGCACCAAACGAGGCCGAUAUUUGUCGAUUAUUAUCAAUUGGAGAGCAACAUGGAUUUCCAGGGAUGUUAGGGAGCAUUGACUGUAUGCAUUGGAAAUUGAAGAAAUGUCCAAUUGCAUGGCAUGGGAUGUAUACUGGUCAUUGUCGUGAACCAACUAUAAUUCUGAAGCCGACUCUGACAGCUGCGCUGUUCACUCACUCACUCAGAUUAGAUCUGAUCUCAUCUCUCGCUCUCCAAUUCGCAGGUGAAAAUGGCAGAAUCAAAACAGGAUUGAGGAAGCCUGUAUUCACCAAGGUUGAGCAGCUCCGCCCAGGCACUGGUGGCCAUACUCUCACUGUCAAGAUUGUUAGUGCAAAGAUGGUAUUACAGAAGGGUCGAGCUGAUGGUCCUCAAGUACGCCAAAUGAAAAUUGUUGAAUGUUUGGUCGGGGAUGAGACUGGAUUGAUUAUCUAGUAGUGUGUCAUAUCAUGAAUUUUGUUCAAAUGGGCUCUUUCUUUUUUUAGUGACAUUCAAUAUUGUUCUGGGAAAGCUUACAGUCAUUUUUUUUUUUACUUUUCUUUGUGUGAAACUCUGAACCUUGUACACAUGAUCUGAUAAGUGAGAGCGUGGAUUACUUUGGGAAAGAUGUUUGGGUUAGAUGUUCAAUCAAAAGUGAUAAAUCCUCACCAGACCAUUGUGGAUGUUUUAACCAUUUUCACUGCCAUUCCAAUUAAAUGAGAGCGAAAUUUUCUUGAGUUUUGUCUUUUGACAAUUUGGUUGAGGCGGCAUGUGUUAUCUUGGUUUCUUCAUCUGUCAAAACAAGGAACUGAUAAAAAUUCAGAUUAUGUGACUAUCUAGUUUUUGGAUUUUCCCAGUCUUGCUGGUUAUAUUUAACUCUUCUUAUUUUUGUUUAGUGGACUUGAUGCAAGAGGGUAAGGGUACUACUGUGAUCCUUCGCAAUGCGAAAAUCGACAUGUUUAAAGGAUCAAUGAGGCUUGCUGUGGACAGGUGGGGCCGUGUUGAAGUCACUGAACCUGCUGAUUUCACUGUGAAGGAAGAUAACAACCUAUCGCUGAUUGAACAUGAACUUGUAAACGUCGUUGAAGAAUGACUUGUGAAUGGUGUUUGCUACUCAGCUAUGACAGGAGAAUAAAAAACAACUCCAGAAAAAGCAAAUCACUGUUAGAGGACAUAUUAAAUCAAAAAUGCUUGUGAAAGUUCAUUUAGGAAAGAGGAUAUCUGCAAGCUAAUACUGCUCCAGUUGCUCUUACUCCCUAUUUAUUCGUGAACAGUUGUUGAUCUUGCACUACCAUGUCAUGAUAGAUAUAAAAAUGAUCGAAGUAUGUUCGGUUCUUGCA